GCUCCCACGGGGAGCAUGCUCAGUUUCCCCAGUGCCGGCAACGGAGGAGGAGCGAGCAGCCGAAGACGCCGCCACCGCCGCUAGCCUGAGGAUGGAGAUGCCGGUGGGAGACGCAGACGCCGCCCCCGCGCGCGAGGAGAGGAAGGCGGCGGCGGAGGAGCAGCAGGAGCGCAAGGGGGCGGCGGGGGGUCCGCCGCCGCCGCGGCCGGAGGGUCAGCCGGUGGGCGUGGAGGGGGCGGCGGCGGCGUUUCCAAGAAGAGCCCCUGGCACUGCGCCCUCGGCUCGGGCAGGUGCCGUAGCGCGCCUGGGCUCUGCCGGGCGCCGGGGCGCAGCGCCCAAGGAGCCGCCGCCCAGGAAGAAGAAGGGUCCCGCGGCUCCGGGGCCUCGGCCGCACCCGCGCAGGAACCCGCGACCCGUAACGGUGGACAGCUCCAAGGCGCGCACCUCGCUCCAGCCGCUCAAGCGCAGCCUCAAGCUGCUGCGUUGGAAAGAGUUUCCUUUUGGCCGCCGCAUUCCCUGUGACAUCUACUGGCACGGUGUCUCGUUUCACGAUAAUGCCAUCUACUCGGGCCAAGUCAACAAAUUUCCAGGCAUGACCGAAACGGUCCGGAAGAUCCCCUUGACCCUUGCCAUGCGGAUGAUGCAGGAACUGUUCCCCGCGGAGUAUGACUUCUACCCACGCUCCUGGAUCCUGCCAGAGGAGUUCCCCAUUUUUCUCGCAGAGGUCCAGAUGAUGAAAGAAACCAACCCCAGGUGGAAGCCCAUAUUCAUUGUGAAACCUGACGGUGGGUGCCAGGGGGACGGAAUCUACCUCAUUAAAGAGCCCAGCGACAUCCAGGUGACAGGGAGCACCCCUUUGCGACCUGCAGUGGUCCAGGAGUACAUGUCCAAGCCCUUUCUCAUUGACAAUCUGAAGUUUGACAUCCGCCUUUACGUCCUGCUGAAGUCUCUGGACCCGCUGGAGAUCUACAUUGCCAAAAACGGGCUCUGCCGGUUCUGCACGGAGCCCUACCAGGAGCCGACCCACAAGAACCUCCACCAGGUCUUUAUGCAUCUGACCAACUACUCCCUCAACGUCCACAGCGGGAACUUUGUCCACUCAGACAGCGCUAACACGGGCAGCAAACAGACGUUCUCCAGCAUCCUGAACAGGUUGUCCUCCAACGGAGUCAACAUCGAGGAGCUCACGGAUGAAAUCAUAUCGCUGGUCAUCAAGACUGUUAUUGCCAUGGUCCCUAACUUGAAAGUUUACUACCAGUCGGAUAUUCCUGCCGGAAAACCAGGGCCUUCUUGCUUCCAGAUUUUAGGGUUUGACAUUCUUCUGAUGAAAAACCUGAAGCCGAUAUUGAUGGAAGUCAAUGCUAACCCCAGCAUGAGAACUGAACAUGAGAAAGAGGUUUCUCCGGGAGUCAUUGAGUACAUCCGAAGCCCUGUUGAUGAAGCAGUCAAAGUCUCUGUCAUCCGGGACACCCUUCGGCUAGUGGACCCACGCAAGAAAAGGAAGGAAAAGACAUUGGCUGAGGCUUCAGAGGCUGAAUGGGAGAGGGAGAAUGAUUUGCUCGAGGAAGGGUCCGUGGAAAACCCAGAGCUGGGUGACAGCAAGACCUCAGAAGCCAAGUUCCCUUCCAUUUGCCUGAGGGAGGUGUAUCCGAAGUACGCAACGGAAUUUGACUAUCUGCGGCUGGUCGACCGGAUUGCAGCUUUGUUCAUCCGUUUCCUGGGCGUGAAGGGGACAACAAAAUUGGGACCCACGGGCUUCCGGAUGUUUAUAAGGAACAGCAAGAUAAGCAACAGUGACUUCAGCAUGGCUUCCGCAGACAUCCUGUACAUUGACAUCACCAAGAAGCGGUAUGGCAUCACUGCUGAUCAGCGAGAUGCAGGGAUGGACUUGCACGCUUUUGUAGAGGCGAUUUGCUUCCUGGCACAGAGGAGGUACAAGUCCCUCUCCCUGCACGAGCAGGUGGAGCUCCUCAUUGACUUCGCGGAGUGCAACUUGGCUGCCCAGGACAAGAAGCGCGCCAGCUGUGACCAACGCGUGGCCCUGGUGACUUGCCACCAGAACAGGCUCCACCUCCGCCCGGCCACCGACAUGCUGGUCAAUUACAGAAGCUCCCGCCCAUGAAAGACUGCGCUUGCUGAUACGGAUUUAAAGGGAGGGCUCUCUUGCACCCCGGGCUGAUCACACAAUGAACUGACACUGGAGGAUGAAGAGUCCAGCCUUAGCCUCGCCUCGCCGGAAAUUCUUCAGUUUGCCUGGAAUGAGGGAGGGGAGCUGGCUGCCCUUGAACUUCACACGGUGGGAGGGGUGGGCUUUGGAAUUGUGCACUAAAAUUAAAAAUUAAAAUCCUA
This is a messenger RNA of Podarcis raffonei (Aeolian wall lizard), 2349 nucleotides long. It is a transcript of the gene TTLL11, whose product is annotated as tubulin tyrosine ligase like 11. Gene Ontology annotation, biological process: protein polyglutamylation; microtubule cytoskeleton organization. The transcript has 10 exons. NCBI's taxonomy places the organism in Eukaryota, Metazoa, Chordata, Lepidosauria, Squamata, Lacertidae. The coding region runs from base 92 to 2122 and encodes 676 amino acids. Gene Ontology annotation, cellular component: cilium. The record is from RefSeq and is a predicted model, not a curated record. Gene Ontology annotation, molecular function: tubulin binding; tubulin-glutamic acid ligase activity.